Molecule: messenger RNA, 1242 nt
Organism: Eleginops maclovinus (Patagonian blennie)
Lineage: Eukaryota; Metazoa; Chordata; Actinopteri; Perciformes; Eleginopidae
Gene: pltp
Product: phospholipid transfer protein
Exons: 12
Coding region: 1-1164 (387 amino acids)
Biological process (GO): high-density lipoprotein particle remodeling; phospholipid transport; ceramide transport
Molecular function (GO): phosphatidylethanolamine binding; phosphatidylethanolamine transfer activity; phosphatidylglycerol binding
Source: RefSeq, a predicted model, not a curated record
AUGGUUGAGGACCGGGUUCUGGGGAAGCUGUUUUCCCCCAGUUACGACACAGGAAACAUCAACGCGUCGGCUGAAGGCGUGAACAUCAACACGGUUCUGAAUCUGAUCAGGGACGAUGAAGGACGACUGAAGAUCAAUAACAUGACCUGUGACGCCAAAAUCGCAAAGAUGAAGGCUAAGUUCAGCGGGACGCUCGGGAAGGUUUACGAUUUCCUGGCGAGUUUUCUGACAUCAGGCAUGAGAUUUAUCCUCAACCAACAGAUUUGUCCCGCCCUGAACCAUGCUGCCCUGGUCCAUGUGAACUCUCUGUUGGAGACGAUCCCUGUGAGGACGGAGGUGGACGACUACAUCGGGAUCGAUUAUUCCCUGAUUGACGAUCCGGUGGUGACGUCCCAGAGCCUCGACAUGCACUUCAGGGGGAUGUUCUUCGACCUGUCGGAUCCAAACAACACGCUGGAGAACCACGCCGUGGAGCCGGUCAUCAAAGAGUACGACAGGAUGGUUUAUCUGGCGCUGUCCGAGUUCUUCUUCGACAGCGGGAUGUUCUCGUACUACAAAGCAGGAGUCUUCCAAACGCACAUCGUCAACGAAAAGAUGUCCAAAGACAUGGAGAUGCUGUUGAGAACCACCUACUUUGGAGCCAUCAUGAUGCUGAACCCGGCUCUGGCGGACGCUCCGUUCUCUCUGCAGAUCGCCGUCAACUCGCCUCCGAAGACCACCAUCAAGACGACCGGGGCAACGGUCGUCAUGACAGCCAUCGUCAAGGUCCUGUUGCUGCCUCCAGGGCAGGCUCCGGUCCAGCUCAGCAGCAUGACCAUGGAAACAAAGUUCAAUGCUAAAGUUUCUAUGAAGGGAAAACGUCUGGCUAUUCACGCUGACCUCCGCAGGUUUAAAAUCUUCUCCAACCAAUCAGCACUGGAGUCUCUGGCAUUGAUCCCUCUGCAGGCUCCUCUGAAGACGAUGCUGCAGAUGUCUGUGGUCCCUUUAAUCAACAACUGGACAAAGAGAGGCGUUCGGAUCCCUCUGGCUGAUGGGAUGGAUUUCAUUGAGGAAGUCGUUGAAUACCACAACGGCUUCAUCGUGAUCGGAGCCAAUCUGCACUUCAGCAAAGGACUGAGAGAAAUGAUGGACGGCAACAACCAGGAAGAAGCAGACACCAUGUAAACGUGUAUGAUGAUAAACAUAUGUAUGUAUGUACAAAAAAUAAAACCGCUUUGAACGGACCUCUGAUUCUUCACGUUA